GAGAGCACAUCAGGCGUGUCACGUGACGUUCGCGCGACCGGGCGAUGCUACAGACAGCGUGGUAGUCAGUGUUCCAUCGGCUCCGAGGUCUGGCCCAGUAGCACUAUCAUCUGCCAUGGCCGGUUAUGACCAGUGGGCAGUCCCAUCAGCCUCUGGGGUGUCUCGGAAUGAGCUGUACCAACAGCCGUAUCAAGAUCCGUACGCCCAACAGCCCCUAGACGGGUCUCGUCACCAGCUUUACCAGGCGCCGUACCAGGAUCCGUUCGCAGACCCGUACGCUCAGCAAGGCCCGAGCGGGUCUCACCACCAACUCUAUCAGGCGCCGUACCAGGACCAGUACGCCGAUGCGCAGGGUUAUGAUCCUGGUUUCUCGUACCAGCCUUCGAGGCAGCCGAGCUACGGCGCCAUGUACGUCGACCCAAAUGCGUACUACGAAGACCCGUACGGCCAGCAACUACAACCGGAAAUGCGAGCAGUGCCAGUGUAUCCUCAAGAGGCGUACCCGCCGCUCCAGCAGCCGCCAGAACAAGGGACGCAGGCGUAUUUCGCGGGAGAGCCUGGUGGCGGUGAUGGGACAACUUCAGCUUCCCCGUACAAGGCCAUGGCUGAGGAACCACCCCGGCGCGACUGCUUCAUGUUGGUAAUGCUUGGGUUCAUAAUUGUCGUCAUCUCUAUUGCUGCUCUGGUUAUUUUCUACGCACUCGGAGGUUUCGCGAGCAAGAAGACCACUGCCACGAAUGAAGUUGAAGGUUUCUUCGUGUCGGGUCGUGAUACUGCUCCGUUUGACCAGACUGAAAUGACGCAUCGAACACAGAAGCCGUGGACUAGGGCGACUAGGGCGACUAUGACACCAGCGACGCAAGCUCCUUGA
Molecule: messenger RNA, 871 nt
Organism: Ornithodoros turicata
Lineage: Eukaryota; Metazoa; Arthropoda; Arachnida; Ixodida; Argasidae
Exons: 7
Coding region: 116-871 (251 amino acids)
Source: RefSeq, a predicted model, not a curated record